AACGGUGUCUGGCUAAUGUCACUGCUAACGCGAAAUAUAUUCAAUAAAAUGCACCCAGCAUGCUUUUAGAUAAUUGUUAGAGUGUGAUGAACAAGUUAAAGUAAAAGCAUUUAGCCCAGGUUAGAUGCCACAUUUGACUGCCGUCUGGUCUCUGCUAAAUUAGCUAGCUAACGAAAACCAAAGAUGUCUUUUCAAGAGUCCCCUCGUCCUUCUGAUGAAGAGGAGGCUUUCUACAUGCAAUGCAGAGCCGCGUACCUAGCUGUGUUUACUUCUAGUUUGACAAAUAUCUCUUCGAAACAGCAGCUGUGUCGUGCUCUGCAGCAGGCUGGCAGAAAUCCAACCUGUGCAACUCUCAAUAAAUACUGGACCCCGAGGACAUCCAAACUGAACUUUGAUGAUUUCUGUGAGAUUCUCAAGAGUGAGGAAAAAACUGAGGAGUCAGAACUGAUGAGAGCCUUCAAAAAGAUGGAUGUAAACGGUGAUGGCUACAUCUCACACAGUGAACUUGAGAGGGCUCUGACCACUAGAGGAGAGAAAAUGACUACUGAAGAGGUGAAUGCAAUUUUCUCAUUAGCCGACAUCAACAAAGAUGGAAAACUGGACUAUGCAGAGUUCUGCAGAUUGCUUGUGUCUACAGUGGAGCAGUGUCAGACGGCUGCUUUGGAGAGGCUCGAGGCUAACGCCAAGCUGAAGAGACAGAACUUUGGCAGUCAGUCAUACAGCCCUCCGAAAAACUCAGUGUCAUCAGCAUCAUCAGCACCAGCACCACAAGCAGCAGCAACUCUCCCUCAGCCUCCAGAAACGCCACAGGCAGAAUCAGACACGACACUAAAGAAAGACAGCAGAUCAUCCUCCCGUCCUUCCUCGGCUCGCAGCAGACGGUCGUCCCUGUCGAACUCAAUCACUAUGACAUCCAGCAGCACUAAAGCCAGCAAAAUACCAGAGCCCUCAGGCUUACAGGAGUGGCUUCACAGCUACAUGAAGGGCUGUUUCUUCUUGGAGGAUGAUGGGAGUAUCGGCUCUCUGCAGUACCAGCUCCACAUCCCCCAGACAACCAACGUCUACCUAACCAUCCAACCACUCAGCCUUAGUCGCGGACCAGACAAGCCGUCUUCAUGGAUGACCGUUGACACAGCUCUUUUUGUCCUGUCAGCUGGUGAAACCAAAGAGGACUCAACUUUAGUGUGUUUCACUGAGUCAAAAGACAAAGAAAAAUAUGUUUGGAAAGGAGAAUUGCAUGCUGGGAAUUACUACCUGCUGCCCUUCACUAGUGGCUGCAAACUAAAGAAAAGGAGCAAAAAGAGCCUUUCAAAUAAACCUGUAGAGCUCGUCUAUAGGACUGACACUGGAGAACUAGACCUCACCAGGGAGCUCAGGGAGGUGCUGUCUGGCAUCUUUGAGGUGAUAGACCUGGAUGGGAACGGUUUGCUUAGUCUGGAGGAGUACAACUUCUUUGAGCUGAGGACCAGCGGGGAGAAAUGUGACAAGGAUGCCUGGGCUGUCUGCAAAGAAAACUUUGAUAUGAGAAAGAACCAGCUGACACAGCAGGGCUUCAUGGAGCUGAACCUGAUGGAGGCCACAGAGAAAGAUGGAGACCCUGCAGACCUUUGGGUCACCCUGGAAGCUAUGGGCUACAAUAAAGGGCUGGAGUUAGUAGAGGCUUGUCCAUUCCAGAUAGAUGUACACUGUGAAGGCACUCAGCCAUCCAUCCAGCCACUCAGUUUGGACUCAGGGCCCAAGCUUCUGAACCAGGCAAUCCAGAAGUCCAUUACAGCCAGGACAGGGGCCAAAGCACUGAGGGGACAAGACAACGUCUUCAUCUACACCUGCCGAGGAGAACACAGGAUCUCUUCCCUCAUAGCCAACAAGACCAACCAGAAAGUGACUGUCCAUGUCAACAAUGAGCAGAGCAGGAACUGCUGCAGCAGUAGAGGCAUGAGUGUGUUUGCCGUCGAGGUGCCGGCCAGGACUAAGAUGGUGUGCCAACAUGUCCUACCCAUCAAUGAGAGACAGGACUGGACCUACAACUGUGUGGAGACCAUACUACCCUGCACGUAAAGCUGCACUCCCAUCUCUCAUGCUAGUGACUCAGAGACGUGAUGAGCAAAGAUGAUUUACAAAUUAACAAGGUCCAAAAGUAAUCCUUUUCACUUCUAGAGGGCCAAUUUUAAGCUAACCUGUGAGUUUCAUAAUACCCAAUAUGUCAGUCAGGGGCUGAGAUCCUCUGGUUGCUUGUGGCCAGAAGCUUGAGAAGGCUGGUUCAGAAACUCAGUGACUGGAUGAGUCAGAGGUGUUUACUAGUGAUGGCAGCAAGAGGUGAUCACAUUUUUUGUUGUCUUUUUAUAUAUGAUAGAAUUUCCUUUAACAAUAAUUCAUAUUUUACAUAUACACAAUGCUUAGAUAAAGGGUUAAAUUGCCAAGAUGACACUACAUAUUUCAUAAUUCAUCCUUUAAAUGAAAGCUGUGGUCUUGGUGAAGUGACAGUAGAUUUAAUUCAAUUUUCAAAAAAGAAAAAAACUCCAACGAAGUCUGUUAUUGUGUUUGUUACUUUAUGUAACAUCAACAUAGAUUUUGUCAUAGUAAUUUAAAAUGUUUUGUAAUGGAGUGUUAUUUGCCAUAUUUUAAUAGUCUUUGUAUUUCAAGUCAGAUUUAAUCAUAAAGGCCAAAACAAAAUGCGGACAAAAAAACCUCUUGUGUUUUUAUAUUUUACUUUGAAAAGUACUAUAUCAUGUUCCCUGUGUAAUUACAUAUUAUUAUUACCACAGAUUUUGUUAUCUCUUUGAUUUGCAUUUUUGAGUGCCACCCUUCAUUCCACCCACAUUAACAUCUUGUUUCAACAGGAAAUACAUGAAACAAAAGCAGAUGCAG
Molecule: messenger RNA, 2868 nt
Organism: Plectropomus leopardus (leopard coralgrouper)
Lineage: Eukaryota; Metazoa; Chordata; Actinopteri; Perciformes; Serranidae
Gene: efcab7
Product: EF-hand calcium binding domain 7
Biological process (GO): positive regulation of protein localization to ciliary membrane
Cellular component (GO): plasma membrane protein complex; ciliary membrane
Molecular function (GO): calcium ion binding
Source: RefSeq, a predicted model, not a curated record